CGCAAACUACAAUUCCCGGCGGGGAGAGUGGUGAAGGGGGGUGGGAUCUGAAAAUGGCGGCGGUGGUAGCUGCUACGGCGCUGAAGGGCCGGGGGGCGAGAAAUGCCCGCGUCCUCCGGGGGAUUCUCUCAGGAGCCACAACUAACAAGGCUUCCCAGAACAGGACCCGGGCACUGCAAAGCCACAGCUCCCCAGAGUGCAAGGAGGAGCCUGAGCCCUUAUCCCCUGGACUGGAAUACAUUCCCAGAAAGAGGGGCAAGAACCCAAUGAAAGCUGUGGGACUAGCCUGGGCCAUCGGCUUCCCCUGUGGUAUCCUCCUCUUCAUCCUCACCAAGCGGGAAGUGGACAAGGACCGUUUGAAGCAGAUGAAGGCUCGGCAGAACAUGCGGGCAUCCAACACGGGCGAGUAUGAGAGCCAGAGGUUCAGGGCCUCCUCCCAUCAUGCCCCAACUCCUGAAGCUGGGUCCAGGGUGCAGUGGUGAGGAACACUGCAACCCUCCCCUAGACUGUAUUGAUUGUGGCCUCCAGACUGUCAAGUCCUUUCUGGUCUUUGCCUCUGAGGCCCACCAGAGGGCGCAUGAAGCCCAGGCUGCUGCCAGCCCCAUCCCCUUCCGAGAAACCAGCCAAAGGCAAAUAAAGUUACUGAGUGUUUGAGUGGAAAGGAA
This is a messenger RNA of Balaenoptera musculus (blue whale), 665 nucleotides long. RefSeq names its product probable hydrolase PNKD. NCBI's taxonomy places the organism in Eukaryota, Metazoa, Chordata, Mammalia, Artiodactyla, Balaenopteridae. The record is from RefSeq and is a predicted model, not a curated record. Bases 54 to 482 code for a protein of 142 amino acids. The transcript is spliced from 3 exons.